This is a messenger RNA of Emiliania huxleyi CCMP1516, 978 nucleotides long. RefSeq lists its product as hypothetical. The record is from RefSeq and is a predicted model, not a curated record. The transcript is spliced from 3 exons. Bases 273 to 815 code for a protein of 180 amino acids. NCBI's taxonomy places the organism in Eukaryota, Haptophyta, Isochrysidales, Noelaerhabdaceae.
CUCGCGCGGCUGUCUGCUUCCUCGUGCUGUACGUCUGCGGAGCAGACGCCCGCGGCGCCGACGCGUCGAAGCCGCACCCGCACCAGGGCAUCUUGCAAAAGUACGAGCGGCAGCCGCCCAAAAAGUACGGCAUCUCGGUCGACGGCAUUCCCGUCGAGCGCCUUCGGUCUGGCAAGCCGGUUCUCAAGGUCCUGUCGCUCAAAUCGGGCUUCAAGCGGGCCGUGUCGAUCCAGGAUGUACCGGCGCCACCCGACGUGGUGUGGGGUCGCAUCAUGGACCUCGACAACUACCCAAAGAUGGUUGAGGGCUGCACCAAGUGCGCCGUCUACCGGAAGAAGCGGUCCCUCAGCGGCAAGCAGCAGGUCUGGGCAAAGUACCGCAUCUGCGCCGGCCCCUUCUCGAUGGAGUACUUCAUCGAGCACACGUACGAGCCGUCCAAGAACUGCAUGACCUUCCACCUCGACUACGAGCGGCUCUCCGAGUUCUCGGACACCGUCGGCUACUGGUACGUCGAGAGGGUCGAGGACGGGUGGAGCCGCGUCUACUACUCCGCGGACUCGCAGCUGCCGAGCUGGGUGCCCGGCUUCGCGCGGGACAAGCUCAUCCAGCAGGCGCUGCGCCAGUCCACCUCGUGGGUCGACCGGCACGCGCAGCGAGCCAUGGGCAAGGGCGGAGCCGAGCCGAGGCCGCUCCUGCGGCGGAUCAAGCAGGCCGGCGCGGUCGCGCUCGCUCUCUCGCUCAAGGCGCGGUUUCUGCCCGGCGUGCAGCCCCUCAAGGCACCGCGUGAGGCGCUGCGCCGGCUCUUGCGCAAGUGAGAGCCUCGGCGAGAGACGCGGGCCGCAAGAGCGCUCUUCGUGCUGGAGAGUGUACACCGCACGCGUGCGCACACACCCGACCACACCGAGUCGCGAGUGCCACCCAAAACGACGACAAACACAUGCACACGUCCUGUCCAUUUUUUCAAAUUCAAUUUACAUC